UCUAUUACUCUGGAAAUCGUUCAUUUUUUAUCGCACGUAAUUCGUGGGAUUAUUACGAGAGCAACGAUGUUUAGUGAAGAUUGCAUUAAAUUUAGUUUCGUUAAAGAUUUCUGGGAAAGUGUGUGCCGGUAAACAUAGGUGUCAACAGGGUCCCCGCAAGAUGCUAUCAAAAGUUUUAUCUGUGAUUUAGUAAAUUCACCAUGUCUACAAUGAAGAACCCUAAUUCGUCGUCUUCUAAGGCAUUGUUUUCCCACAUCAAGUACGAGCACCUGGUAGCUGGUAUAUCAGGUGGCGUGACCUCCACACUCAUACUGCACCCGUUGGAUUUAAUUAAAAUUAGAUUUGCUGUUAACGACGGCAGGACCGCAACAGUUCCUAGGUAUGAUGGGCUCAGCAGUGCAUUUGUCACUAUUGUUAAGAAGGAGGGAGUCAAAGGACUAUACAGGGGAGUCACACCGAACGUAUGGGGGUCGGGCUCCGCUUGGGGCUUCUACUUUUUAUUUUAUAACGCAAUAAAAACAUGGAUCCAAGGCGGGAACGCGCGGACGCCUCUCGGGCCAGGCCUGCAUAUGCUGGCUGCAGCCGAAGCUGGUGUCCUGUCUCUCGUCAUGACAAACCCCAUAUGGGUGGUGAAGACCCGCUUGUGUCUGCAGUAUAGUGAAGAGCAUCUGGCUGAUAAUAAGCGGUACAAAGGCAUGAUCGACGGCCUCAUGAAGAUCUAUAGGACCGAAGGCAUCAGGGGACUGUAUAGGGGUUUCGUCCCCGGCAUGUUCGGGGUGUCGCACGGCGCGCUGCAGUUCAUGACGUACGAGGAGAUGAAGAACAGGUACAACCAGUACAGGAACCUGCCGAUUGAUAUCAAAUUGACAUCAGUAGAGUACCUAACCUUCGCGGCGAUCUCGAAGCUGAUCGCUGCAGGCGCCACGUACCCCUACCAGGUGGUGCGAGCUCGCCUGCAGGACCAGCACCGCAGCUACGACGGAGCCUGGCACUGCAUCAACGAGACUUGGAGGCACGAAGGUUGGCGUGGCUUCUACAAAGGCCUCAAGCCGAGCAUAGCGCGAGUGUUGCCAGCUACAAUGAUCACGUUCUUAACUUACGAGAACGUGUCACACUAUAUGUUGAAUAGGACAACACAGUCAACUCCAACAAAGUCGCCUGAGAUUAAACUGGCUUCUUAAUUCAAAUGUUUGUUACUGGUUUGUAAUAGUUGGCUUUUUUGUUCUUUUUCUUUUUUUUUUGUUUGUGUGGGUCAGUAAAGAGGUUUGAAUUUUGUGUGAUGGUAAUACAUGACCUCUUUGGUAAAACAUAAAAUCUAUGUGUGACUGUACAUAAAAUGGUUGUAUAUUUUUUGUUAAAUUGAUACAACGGCUGGGAUUGUACUGAAAUCCUGGAAUAUAAUGACUAUUGCUGUGACAGCCUGGUAAGAAUCACUUUUUUGGGUCAAGUUCACUGGUAACUUAAACGUCUGUUUUUAUUAAAAGAACUCUUCAAAUCGAAUUAUGAACUUGAGAGUCCAUAGUAAACCGUUGUUUUAAGAGAACGGGUGAACUUGACCUUAAUACUUUAUGAAUAUUAUGCUGUAUAUAGCUCUCGUUUUGUCGUAUUAUAAAUAAGUGUGUAAGUAAAUAAGGGAAUUGUAAAACUGGCUACCGAAUACUGCUGGACUGCAAGCUAGUAGCUAAGACGUAAGUUAAAAUUAAUUAUUUUAUUAUUAUAAUGACUAUAGGUAUUGAGAAAAUAGAAUUACUGCUCCAAAAUGUAAGGUAAUAUUGAUUUCAUGUAAAAAUGCUUUCUCGUAGGUAAUUUAGAAGCCUGUUGAAAGCCUGUUGAAGCCGGUAUAUUUAUUUUGAACUAAUCUACCUCGAAAUUGAAUUAUUUUAAUCUAUUUUACUUGCCAAUAUGUUCGAUUUUCUUAUUAUUUUAUUGAUAUAAUAACUGCCCGUUUUUUGUUUUUUUUUUUUCAACUUACAUGUUAUUAUAAAACUUGAACAUGCAAAAUUAUUGUAACAAUAGUAUAAAAUCGUAUUUAACUUCCCAAAUGACUAUUAAAACAGUAGAAUAUGGUGUAUCACAAAUAAGUAGGUAAGGUAUUUUUUAUAAAAUAAUUGUGCUUAGAUUUAAAUGUGUGUAACGUGCAAGGCACGAAGCUUUUAAGUGUUUUUUUUUUCAAAAUGUUAUGAAUAAUAUUUUCGCGUUGUGGGAUAAGGAGUGACCCAUGGUUAUACACUAAUUAAUGAAGAGAUCAUUAUUUUAAGUUAGUUUAGAUACCUAAAAAUGUAUGGGUGCACUCUACUUCACCAUGGUUUUAUGAUAAGUAUUGGACGUUCUAAAAACAAGGCAUCAUUCACACCGUUUGAAUAAUCCUUUACUAAAAAAAUAGUUUUGAUUGACACUGCUACAAUGAGCUCAAAACUAUUGGUUCCAAAAAAAAAAACACUUUCCUGUUUAGUAAGUAGGUAAUUCACUCCCUUUUCUAACACUAGUGUUUUAUUGUAAUUUUAAGGUGUACUUGAAUUAAAGUCAGUACACAUAAUGAAACAGCCUGAGCGUGCUUAAAAAAAAUAGUGUAAUCAAUGCUUAAAUGUAAUCAUAUUUAGGAUGUUAUUUUACCAACGUGUUAAUCACUACAACUUGAUACGCAGAUAGUCUAGCUAGAGGCCGAGAAAGGACAGGCUUCUAACAGCAGGGAACACCUAGUAAUAAUCAAGUUUGACAAAUAAUGUAAAUGGGACUUUUCUAUGUCCUCGUAGUAUGUUUUUGUAAUGAAAGUAUAAGGUCUGAAAUAGUUCAGUGAAAGUUAUUUAAUAUGUUGGGAAAAUAACACAUUACGAUAUAAAUUAGCUGUAAACUUUUUUAUAGCUUAAGUUUAAAAUGCAGAGCACUUUUAGGUUAUUUUCUAAGGAACGCGGACUUGUGACUAAUGUUCGCGUUCCUAUACCACUUGGGCCGAAAUAUGCUGCAGUAAUUAAUACAAAAUAAGGACUUAAUAAGGUAGAACUAUGAUUGAAAUUAAUUAUAAUAGUUUUAAGGUUAGUCCUCACUUGGGUGUUUGCUAGAAAGGCUUUUGAUAAUACAGCUUGUUACUGAAUAAUUGAGAUGCAUUAUACUCACUAACACAAUCGGCAUCUUUUGGCCUUUUUAAGGAACGCGGAUUAAAGUUACACUGGGAAUAAGAUGUCUUUACAUUAUAAAGGCUAAACUUGGAAUAACGUUACUCUGUGUUCGGGAUUUGGAGUAAAAUGGAAAAUUACGAUAAAGUGAGGACUGAAACAAGAUUAUGUAGGUAGUAGGUAUGUAAUAAAUUCUAGAGUAAGUUUUCUCUCUAAAAUUGUACGAAUGCAGUUGUUUGUUUCCAUAUUUUCAAUUCAAUGAAAAUAAUUUAGUUGAAAAUUCUGUUUGUCAAUCGCAUUUAUUUACAAAAUUAUGGUUGGAAGCUGUUUGCAAAAAAGGUUAAAAUUUUGGUGUGUAUUGUAAUAAGUAAUUUUUGAAAUCUAUCGAUUAAUAAAAAAUAAUCGAUUUAUUAGGAAUAGAAUUAAUCAAUAUUAAGUAUUAGAUAUAAGUUGGGAUUGAUUUAUUUGUUAUUAAAAAUACUGUGUGUUAAAAGUAGAAAUUAGUUACAAUUUUUAUUUUUGCAAUGUCGUAGGUUCCUUUAAUCGAGAUUUGUUCAAGUAAUUUAUUUGGGUUUAUUUAUUAUUGGGAUGAAAUUUUCUGUACAAGGGAUUACUUCAAAAUUCCUUACACCGUAGAAUAUAGAUGUACAACUUAAAAUUGAUUAAUCCAAAUAAAAUUAAUAUGCCAUUUUAAUACAAAAUCUGCCGUUAUAGUUUCAGUUUUUUUAAGUAAUUUAAAUUAUAAGAACUGUUCAAAUAUUGCUGUGUAUAUUUAAUAAUGCUUAUUAUGUAUAGAUAUAAUCCGGUUAACCACGAAAAUAUAUAUAUAUAUAUAAACAAUUUGUCUGCCAUUUUGAACUUUAUGUUCUAGUAUAUAAGGUUGGUUGUAGAACCAGGCUGUGUCCACACCUAAGUAGUUCCUUUUAAGUUAUUUAAUUAAAUGCUUGUUAAUUAACACCCAAAGACAUUGUAGAUGGGUAGAAACAAUCUAAUGUUUUAAUUAUUUUAAGCAUCUUCAUGUAAAAUACUCUUAAACAUCUUGCAUCACAAAACCUUUUAUUAGUGUGAAAUGUGAAUGAUAUAAACAUUUUUCAUGUUAUGAAUAUUGUCACAAAUAUCUUACCUAUAUAAAAUUGCACACGUUUUUCUAGCACUAUAAAUAUAAACUAGGCUAUAGUUAUCGGCACGGAUAUUGAGCCCUGACCUUCACCUGCGCAGAAGCGAUUUAUUGGUUUAUUGCCUUAUGUGUACAGUCGGCAAAGCGAUCCCCACUCUUCCGCCGAGAGCUCAAUAUCCGUGCCGCUAACUAUAACACUUUCAUAAAUUCAUUGCAUUAUGUUGUAUGUGCAGUCUUCAAAAUUACAACGCCGAAAUACUGAAACGCCACACAAUAGGAUGAUUUCAAUAACGUUUGAGUGUUUCGAGGUAAAGGCGUACCUAGUUAGUUACCAUAUCACAUUUGCUAAUAUUACCUGUCAAUGCACACUGUUAUAGUAAUGUAAGUAUGUAGAUUAGUCUGUUUUUGUUUUUCAAUAAAUGGAUAGAAAAAUA
Helicoverpa zea (corn earworm) is the source of this 4664-nucleotide messenger RNA. RefSeq names its product mitochondrial folate transporter/carrier. The record is from RefSeq and is a predicted model, not a curated record. The transcript has 6 exons. Lineage: Eukaryota; Metazoa; Arthropoda; Insecta; Lepidoptera; Noctuidae. Gene Ontology annotation, biological process: folate import into mitochondrion; nucleotide transport. Gene Ontology annotation, cellular component: mitochondrion. Gene Ontology annotation, molecular function: FAD transmembrane transporter activity; folic acid transmembrane transporter activity. Bases 201 to 1181 code for a protein of 326 amino acids.